GAUGGCUGUCCGGAAUGUGCUACUGACUGGCUGCUCCUCUGGCAUCGGGCGAGCCCUGGCAUUGCGCCUGGCCAGAGAUGAACUGAAGCGCUUCCGAGUUAUUGCCACUAUGCGGAAUCUGGAGAAGAGAGAAGCCCUAGAGAAGGAAGCCGGGCCCGUCUUGGAGGAGACGUUGGAGAUCAAGGAGUUGGAUGUGGGCAGUGAGGACUCGAUCCGCCGCUGCGUGGAUAGCAUCCCCCAGCGCAAGGUGGACAUCCUUGUGAACAAUGCCGGCGUGGGCAUGAUCGGCCCGGUGGAGAGUCAGAGCCUGGCCUCUGCCCAGCGCCUCUUUGACACCAACUUCUUUGGCGUGGUGCGCCUGAUCCGGGAGGUCUUCCCCGACAUGAAACGGCGGCGCCAAGGACACAUCGUGGUGAUGAGCAGCGUCUUGGGGCUGCAAGGUCUCUUCUUCAACGACUUCUACUGUGCCUCCAAAUUCGCCGUGGAAGGAUUCUGCGAGAGUCUGGCCCUGCAGGCCCUGAAGUUCGGGGUCAACAUCAGUUUAAUUGAACCGGGACCGGUCACAUCAGAGUUUGAGAGGAAGCUCUACGAAGAGGUAGACAACAUGGAUCUCUCUGCGGUGGAUAAAGAGACGCAGGAUCUGUUCCAGGGCCUCUACAUGACCUACUCCAGGGACGUCUUCACGGCACUGGGACAGUCUCCGGAAGAGGUGGCGGAGCAUACCAUGAAGGUCAUCACGUCGGAGAAGCCUCCCUUCCGAUACCAGACCAACAGCCUCUACACGCCCAUCACCACCCUCAAGCACGCAGACCCCAGCGGGAUCCUGCCCCUCAACGCCUUCCACCAAAUGAUCUUCCAGCACGACCGGCUCUUCAAAGCCAGCCUCAGCCUCCUGAAGAUGCUCCAGUGGAGGAAGAGGAGGGACCUGGACCACAGCAGGGGCCCCUGAGAAGGGCAGGC
Molecule: messenger RNA, 960 nt
Organism: Euleptes europaea (tarantolino)
Lineage: Eukaryota; Metazoa; Chordata; Lepidosauria; Squamata; Sphaerodactylidae
Product: retinol dehydrogenase 8-like
Exons: 6
Coding region: 2-949 (315 amino acids)
Biological process (GO): estrogen biosynthetic process
Cellular component (GO): cytoplasm
Molecular function (GO): estradiol 17-beta-dehydrogenase [NAD(P)+] activity
Source: RefSeq, a predicted model, not a curated record